GGAGGGACAGACGUUACAGCAGCGGCCAAGUGGGUCAUCGCGUGCUGUCACUGCGAAGCGUACAGCGGCGUACUGCGCAAAACAGCCCUGCCUCGGUCCUAGAUCGAGCAGUGCACGGGCGAGUCUCUAUCAUAUCCCCGACUACCUCUCUCUUCGUCGCCAUCAUCCUACUCCUGAAGUGGCAGCAAGCAGCAGCAGUCGUUGUAGAGGUUUGGGAGCGAGCAGAGCGCUGCGAACAUAGGGGGAGGAGCAAGCUCGCACGCCAGCUGCAGUGCUAUGGGGAACACGGACUCCAGCCCGUCUACAGCCACAGCUGCUAGUUCCAACGGAGGCGUAACCACCGCGGCGCAGGGUCGGAGAGAAGUGAUCAACCGGCCUCGUCCAGCUCUGUCUCUGGCUGCCCGGACUGCCCCGAGGCCGGCUGCGGGAAGAAGGACUGGGGGCGUGCCGGCGGAACAAAAUCCCGGAGCGUAUUCCAUCCCCGGGGCGGGUUCCCGCACCAAUGUUGAUUCCAUACCGUACACGGUGACGGUACCUAACGGAGUGAGACCGGGGCAGGAAUUCCAGGUCAUGGCCGGAGGUCUGCCGAUGGUGGUUCGCUGCCCCCCGGACGUGAGCGGAGGGAGUCGAAUCAUGGUGCUCGUUCCGAGACAGCAUCGACAACAGCAGUCCCGAAAUGCCCAGGUGUACAUGGCGACAGUCCCCCCGGGUGUUUCGCCGGGUGGGGAGUUCAACGUUAUGGUCAAUAGCCACCCGGUGAGGGUGGCAUGCCCCCCGAACGUCACCCCCGGCAUGCAGAUUAGAAUUCGCCUGGAAGAGCCGCAUGGAGCGCUGCACCAGACCUUCGAAGUCGCGGUGCCCCCGGGGGUGCGACCGGGGCAGCCAUUUGCGCUCAUCGCGGGGGGGCAGCGCGUGAUGGUGCACUGCCCCCACGACGCCCGGCCGGGGCAAAAGAUCCGCUUCCAGCUACCCAUCCAGCUCAGCGAGGCCCAGCUUCAGACGUACAACAUCCACUACUCGGGGAAGGACGGCUGGGUGAGAUGCGUGGGUACAGACCUCAAGUUUCACUGGGUACGGCACGAUGAAGACGGCGCGGAUCCGGCGGCUGCGGCGGCGGUGGCGGUGGAUGGGGAGGGCGGGGCAGGGGGGGCGGGAGCGGCGGCGGCGGUAGCGGGAGGGGAUGCGAGCUCGGCACAACCGCAGCAGCAGCUGCAACGGAGAGCUAGCGUCUCCGACAAGGUCACUCUCAAGCGGAAGUCGACGCUGGCGGGAUCGAGCUUCCGCAUCGAAGGCAGCGCGUUCGUUCGCAAACUCUCCAAGCUGAGGCCUCGACACUUCAUGCUUGAGCUGGUACGAGCAGAAGAAGCGACGCUGGACGCGAGCGUACCGGAGGCGAACCUUACGUUCCAGCACUUGAGCCGAGCGAGCCAGCUCCCCUUCAAGGAUAAGGUGGACUGGUUCAACAAGCAGUGCGACCUUCUCAGAGUCCCGUGGGACGUCGAGCAUCAGCACCUCAAGAUUCGCAGGAACAAUUUAUUGGAGGACAGCAUGGCGGCUAUGGAGAGCGUGAGGUCGGAGUCCAUGCGGCAAAGGUUCCGGUUUGAGUUUCUGGGGGAGCCCGGCGUUGACGCGGGAGGAGUCGCCAGAGAGUGGUUCCACCUUGUCUCAGAAGGGGUCUUCAACCCCGACUUCGCGUUGUUCCAGUACUCGAGCAUCAACCAGAUGUGUAUGCAGAUCAGUGCGAACUCCGGGGUGGCCAACGAGCAGCAUCUGCAGCAUUUCCACUUCGUCGGCAGGUUACUGGGCAAGGCGCUGUUCGACGGCCAGCUAGUUCAGGCGCAUCUCGUCCGGCCGCUGUACAAGCACCUCCUGGGCUGGCCGAUCGCCUUCAGCGACCUAGAGCACGUCGAUCACUUCACCCACGAAUCCCUCAUCAAGAUGACCGAGCUUGAUGACGUUGAGGUGUGCUGUUUAGACUUCACGGUCACGGAGGACCGCCUGGGGUCGAUGGAGGUCGUGGACCUGAAGGAAGGCGGUGCCGAGAUCGACGUUACGAACGACAACAUCGGGGAGUACGUGGAGCUCGUGCUCAAGCACCGGCUUUUGAUGCGCAUGCGCGACCAGCUCACGGCGUUCCUGGUGGGUUUCUACGACGUAAUUCCGGAGGCGUUGUUGUCGGUGUUCGACUUCCAGGAGCUUGAGCUGCUCAUGUGCGGGCUGCCGCACAUCGACCUGACGGACUGGCAGAGGAACACGGACUACACGGGGGAGUUCGAGAGGAAGGCGGGGAACCACAAGAUCGUCAAGUGGUUCUGGGAGGUGAUGGGAGGAUUCGAGCCAGAACAGCUGGCGCGCGUUCUUCAGUUCGUGACGGGAACGAGCGGGGUGCCCAGCCAGGGCUUCGCGGUGCUGCAGGGCAACGAUGGCAACAUUCGAAGGUUUACCAUCAACGGGUUACCCGACUUGGAUUCGGGCCUGUUCCCCAAGUCUCACACGUGCUUUAACCGCAUAGACUUGCCCAUGUACUCCAACAAGAAGGAGCUAGAGGAGUACCUGACCAUGGCCAUCAACAUGGAGUGCACAGGCUUCGGCAUCGAGUAACAGCCUUUUCUUGCCUGGGGUUUGGUUGAUGUUGAAACGUAGAGUCACGCGCGUGACGACCGUGUGUUUCAUGCGUGUGCGAUGGCAUGGCGUUGCCUUUCAACAAGAUGAAGCUCUGUCGCGUUGGGGUCGGGGUGGGGCGCCCGGGGAUUCGGGUCCUUCAAGGAUGGGGGGGAGGUACGGAGAAUAAGCGCGAAAAGGGAAGGGACAUGCAUACUGGCGCCCUUGUUUUACCCCACGCCUAUUCAAACCUGUUCUCGUUUUGGAAACCCCUCGAAGGACUGCCGGGGGGCUCCGUCAUAUCGCAACGCAGAGAGAAGGGUGUGUGAGCGUGAUUGCCGUGGGGCAGGACACGCUAGAAGGGCUACGGAAGACAGGAGGCGCUGUUUUUUUAUGCUUGACGGCGAGGCCGGUUCGGUGGAGCAACCCCCCUCCCCCCCAAUGAGAAUGCGGUGGCCUCGUUGCCUCGCCGUGAUUGGUUGGCCACGGCGCACCCAACGCUGACAUUCUCCAAUAGCCGGGCCGAUGGGCUGUUUGUAUCAUUCCGUUUGUGUGGGACUCCGUUUUUUUUUUUAUCGGCGACGCGCCCCAUUUUGUUUCGCGGCGGACGAGGGGCGCCCUGCUGUCGUAGGACGGCGUCUUUUGAUGGGGGAGCUGGCUCGUGUCUUGUACGCGCACAAGCUGAGCUAGGUUAGAGAAUAAAGGGAGCUUAAUUCGAUUCAACGGGUGCUGAGUUUUGAGCUGUGGCUGGCUCAUCCAUGUAGUAAGAGUUUUUCUUUUCCCGCGCACAUUAGACACCUGUGUUAAACGGCAUCGCUUUGUAAACAUUUCACCACUUGGUUUGGUAGCCCGGGCGGGGGCAGCGGUUGAGCGCGCAGUUCAAGACAUGUUGGGUGCCGAUAUUUUUAAUCAAAACUGGAGACAUCGUCCACGUCCUGAUGCCCAUGGUUGAUCGGGAGGGACCGCCGCUUUUUGUGUGCCGUGAGAGCUUGUUUGUCCCAUGACGCAUGUGCGGGUGGUACGGCAGCCGUUUGUUAUUUUUUCAUUAGUUGUGUGUCUUUGUGACAGUUCCUCGUCCUUGUAUAAGCUUUUGCUCUUUUGGUCUCUGUACCACACAACUCGCAACCCCGCUGUGUGUGUUGUGGAUUGGACACCGGCUGACUUUGCAAGUGUUUUGCGGUAGACGUCGACCUUAUUGUUCGUCUUCGGGUAAGAAAUUGAGUUUGACGAUGUUUUUCUUGGUCUUUCUUCGCGUCGGGAUUUUGUUUUGUUUUGUUGUAGGGGAGCGAAAGAAGUCCGCACUUGCGGCUGGCUGUACGCGAACCAAGCAGUGUUUUCUUUUGUAUGCGUAAUACCUGUGUACAGACGACUUCAGGCUGGCUCUCGGGCAGGCAUAGGUAGGUGUGCGCGCGAGGUCGUUAACUCUGCGUUCUUCUUGCAAUGUAUUGAUAAGGACGGACAGGGAACUCGACUUCUGUUGUGGCUUUUAUCUCGUGACUGACUCAUGUGGUUUGUCCGCGUUAAUGUACCGCGGGAAUUCCCAUUUGCGGCCACUUUCACAUGCAGCAUACCUG
Ectocarpus sp. CCAP 1310/34 is the source of this 4175-nucleotide messenger RNA. The record is from the annotation of a GenBank genome assembly. Lineage: Eukaryota; Phaeophyceae; Ectocarpales; Ectocarpaceae.